Messenger RNA from Pundamilia nyererei, 2883 nucleotides. RefSeq names its product arf-GAP with coiled-coil, ANK repeat and PH domain-containing protein 2. Gene Ontology annotation, molecular function: GTPase activator activity; protein binding. The transcript has 23 exons. The record is from RefSeq and is a predicted model, not a curated record. Gene Ontology annotation, cellular component: cytoplasm. NCBI's taxonomy places the organism in Eukaryota, Metazoa, Chordata, Actinopteri, Cichliformes, Cichlidae. The coding region runs from base 270 to 2375 and encodes 701 amino acids.
GCUGGCUCCGAGCCAAACAAAGCGGAUAUUAGGCGGACGUUGUCGGUUAGCAACAAGUCUGACAACAGCGGGCUGCAGCGGGACAGCUGUUAGUCCGAGAACAGCGGCUGACCCGGGUUAGUUACUCUCUGAUCUCAACCGCGCCGAUAUGGAGGGCCGACCGGGGCGCGUGUGCUGCGCGCGACGGAUCCACCCGCUGUGAGGCUGUGGACCAGGCGCGUGAAGGAGUCCGUCCACGUCCCCGGGACACGGGACUGCUGGGUGACGUCAUGGACUGCCUGCUGGACUUUGAGGAUUGCGUCAAAGACUCACCUGAGUUCAGGCUGGCUCUGGAUCAGUUUGAAACAGAUGUUUCACAGCUGGAGACAAAACUGGACAAGGUGAUGAAGCUGUGUGGGAAGAUGGUAGAGGCGGGACAAGCGUACAGCACUGCCAAUAAGCUGCUACUGAGCGGCCUAGCUGAGCUGUGCACCAAUCAGACGAAGGACAGCGUGAUCACAACCUGCUUGAACCAGUUCCACCAGGGCCUGCAGGAGAUGGUCAGCUUCCACACUAUGCUGUUUGAUCAGACACAGAGAGCCAUCGGCCAGCAGCUCACUAACCUCUGCACGCAGUUCCUGCCCCAGUUGGCGGAGACCAGGAAGGAGUUUGUCCGGAUCGGCGAGGAUCUGGAGACGGCAGCGACGAAGAACGCUCAGGUGUCUCGACAUAAAGCCGCCGACGCCGAGCGGGCAAGUCACCUGCUGCUCGCUACACGCAAAUGCUACCAGCACUUCGCCUUGGAUUACUGUCUGCAGCUCAACACCUUCAAGACUCAGCAGAAGGUCGACAUCUUAAACUCUAUGUUCUCCUUCGUCCACGCUCAGUUCACCUUCUUCCACCAGGGCUUUGACCUGCUAAGAGACCUCGAGCCCACCAUGAAAACCAUGGCAGCGCAGCUGUCACAGCUGUCUGCGGACUGCACGGCCAAGAGGAAGGAGCUGGAGAACAGACACCUGCUGGUCCAGCAGAGGGACGCUUCAGGUGAGCCGAUGGUCAGCGCGUGUCCUGGCAAUGAUGACAUCAUCCGGGGUUACCUGUUCAAACGCUCGAGGAGGAAAUCUAAAAUGUGGAAGAGAUCCUGGUUCACCAUCAGAGACAACCAGCUCAUAUACAGGAAGUCCCACAAGGAGGAAGCUGUGGUUCUGUUUGUGGAUCUUCGACUGUGUGCUGUCAAAUCUCUGGAUCACGUGGACCGACGCUUCUGCUUUGAGCUGCUCUCCGUCCAGAAGUGUUGUGCUCUGCAGGCCGACUCGGAGCAGCUGAAGCAGGCCUGGCUCAGUGCUCUGCAGGGCAGCAUCGACCUCGCCUACAGAGAGCGAAGCGACACUCAGCUGACGCAGCCUAAGGAGCUCCCCCCUCUGCAUUGUGGCGGGGACGUCUGUCCGGGCCCUCCCGCCCAGAGGCCGGCAGCAUUGAGCGUGGCCCUGAGGGGCCUUGGGAACCAGAGGUGCUGUGACUGCGGGGAGGAAGAGCCUCGCUGGGCCUCCAUCAACCUGGCAGUCACCAUGUGCAUCGAGUGCUCGGGCAUACACCGGAGCCUCGGAGUCCAUCUGUCGAAGGUGCGAUCUCUCACUCUGGACUCCUGGGAGGCCGAACAGCUGAAGCUGCUGUGCGUUCUGGGAAACGAUGUGAUGAACCAGAUCUACGAGGCGCGAUGUUCAGAGGAGGGACGAGUCAAGCCCCGAGCCGACAGCCCGCGGGCCGAGAAGGAGGCGUGGAUCAAAGAGAAAUACGUGGAGAAGAAGUUUGUCCAGGCCAACGGCGCUCAGCAUCAUCGUCAUAAGGACUCAGCCAUGCUACGUCUCUAUCAGGCGUCUUUGGCAGGAGACCUGGUUGCCAUGGCGUCCAUGUUGGCUGAGGGGGCGGAGGUCAACGGGAGCGUUGGCGAGGAGGAGGGCCGCACGCCGCUGAUCGGAGCAGCGAUCGGGGGGUCGCUGUUGGCGUGCGAGUUCCUGCUGCAGAACGGCGCAAACGUCAAUCACAGAGACCUUAGAGGACAGGGGGCGCUGCACGCUGCCGCCACUGCUGGUCACACCGGACAGGUGUGCCUGCUGCUGAAGAGAGGAGCCAAUCAGUACGCAGUGGACGAGAGAGGUCAUGACCCUCUGGCCAUCGCCGUGGAAACGGCCAAUGCUGACAUCGUCACUCUGCUCCGGAUGGCCCGGAUGAACGAGGAGAUGAGGGAUUCGGAGGGAGUCUUCGGCGCCGCGGGAGAUGAUGAGACGUUUCAGGACAUCUUCCGGGACUUCAGCGACAUGGCGUCACAUGACCCGGAGCGACUGAGCCGGCGGCACUUCAGCCGAGGAGGGGCGGAGGAAGAGGAGGAGGGGUAGUGUUGAAAGGAUGGAGAGCGGUGACGGUAACAGUGUAAAUUAUUCUGUCACGAGUACCAGCCCACGCAGGAGGAAGACCUCAGACACCUUCUUCUUGGAUUACCGUUGACGGAGAACCGUUACCGACCUUCAGAUAACCACGAGUGCAGCUGAAAAUAUUUCCUCUCAUAUUAACCUCAGAUUAUUGAAUCUAAAUAUAUUUUAUCUGAAUAAUCACGUCUUAACUCUCAUGAGAGGAGAUCAAUGUUACAGAGGUUUGUCCUCAGUCACGCAACUUUACUUCAGGAUGUAGUUACAGCUAGCGCCCCCUGCUGGGCACAGUUAAUCGGUUACUAAUUUACUGUGAAGACACUGACACGUCCUGAAAAACUUCCAACAGCACUUUAUGUCCUCACAAUUCAGACAGCGUUCCAGAAAACGUUUCCAGAUGUUUCCGCUCCUGCGCCGAAAAAUAGGAAUCACCGAAAGCUGCAGCGGAUCGCUGGGAAUGAAGGCGUUUUAUGUGUGA